CUAAAUAACAUGUUGGGUAUAUUCACUCAAGUGAGUAUUUAUUAAUGUAUAAAAACUCUUUAAGUACCAAGUGAACAAGGAACCUUGGUAUGGUACUAGUAAGUUAAAAACAAAAAGAGUAUGGGGCAAAAAAGUUAGAAAUUUAUCGGUGUGUUUAAUAGAGUGGUGCAGCUGGUUAUCCAUUCCUGCAGGCUGAAGCAACACGCACACUUGCAUACAUAUACAUAGUUAUCUAGGGUUCAGCCUGUUGGGGGGUUAAGGGUGGGGGAUUCUUGUGCAGAAAAUGGAGACCUCACUUCGCUAUGGAGUGGAUUCCAAGAGUCUGGUCAUUCAUGCCAAGGAGAAAUUCCCCCUCACCACUUUCACCCACUUGCAGGGUCAUGCAGAACUAGACACCAAAAUUGGAGCUCCAACUUAUCUCAGUGCUAUGAUAAGGCAAUACUUUCCUGAUCAAUUUGCCAGCCUUGCUGUUGGAGUGCAGUAUUUUAGGCGUCAAAAGCUCUGGUAUAAUGUUCGUGGUAAAAAGGCAUUUCCAGUGACAGCAGAUAAUUCAGUGAACUUUCAUAUCAAGGGCAAGUACGAUGUGGACGAAAAACUUCUAGAGAAAAAAACAAGUGGUGCUGCUGAAUUUACUUGGAAUGUCAUGGAUGUGAAAAAAGAUCAAGAUGUGAGGUUCAAGGUUGGAUAUGAAGUCAUUGAAAAGGUUCCUUACUUUCAGAUUAGAGAAAACAACUGGACUCUCAAUGUAAACAGCAAUGGCAAGUGGAAAGUAAGAUAUGAUUUAUGAGAUUACUGAUGGACGCGAGAGUGGAUUAUAAUUGCUAGAAAUAGAAAAGCCAUCAUCUGUGUUUUGUUACACAUUCUCUCUAGUUAAUCGCUCCAGCAUGAUUCCGAAUUGGCUUUCAAAGAUAAGACACACCCCUCCUCAUUCUCUUGUAUUCAACCUAAGUUUUAUUUAACUGUAACAUCGAAUUGCAAUUUGAUAGUAAGUUAAUCGUGGUAUCAUUAAA
This is a messenger RNA of Capsicum annuum, 1010 nucleotides long. Its product is annotated as outer envelope pore protein 21B, chloroplastic. The record is from RefSeq and is a predicted model, not a curated record. The coding region runs from base 284 to 787 and encodes 167 amino acids. Lineage: Eukaryota; Viridiplantae; Streptophyta; Magnoliopsida; Solanales; Solanaceae. Gene Ontology annotation, molecular function: voltage-gated monoatomic anion channel activity. The transcript is spliced from 5 exons. Gene Ontology annotation, biological process: regulation of monoatomic anion transport.